UGGAGUAGGAUAAGCAUAGCUUAGCUGUUAACAGAUUACACACAUAAUCUUCUAUAAAUUAACCAAUCACAAAUUUUUUUUUUUUUCCUUUCUAAUUAAGACUAAUAGUAAUGGAAAACAUGGCCAUCCAAAGCGAUCAUUAUCAUCAUCAUCUGCUGGAGAAUGUAUGGGCGACCUUCAUUAAUGGAGAUGAUGGAGGAGACAAGCGAACAAGAAAUACACAAGGGGAUCCCAAAUCAUGGGAAGAUCAGUUGCCUUGUCUUGACGGGAGAGAAGAUUCAAUGAAGAUCCUUCAACGGCUACCAAGUCUAGGCAGGUGGAUGUCAAUGGGAGCUGAGGCCUGGGAGGAACUUCUUGCAGGGAUUGUCCCCUCUAGUCAGAAUAUUACAGAUUCUGCUUUCGAUUAUAGCUCAGAAAAGAAAAGCUCCAAGUUGAUGAACAAUGUCAAAGGAGAGAGAACGACUCAAAGACAUUACAGGGGAGUGAGGAGGAGACCUUGGGGUAAAUAUGCAGCAGAGAUAAGGGACUCGUCGAGGAAAGGAGCUAGAGUUUGGCUUGGAACUUUCGAUACGGCAGAGGAUGCAGCUUUAGCUUAUGACAAAGCUGCUUUAAGAAUCAGAGGGCCAAAAGCAAACCUCAACUUCCCAUUUGAGACGGUUGCAAAGGCCAUGGGCGUCGACUGCUCUAGCAAUCUUUCAUCAAAAGCUUGUAACAAAACGAGCGAGAAUUCCUAUAAAUUUCUUGCAGGCAGCAAUGGCGACAAUGUUCCAAGGCAUAGAAAAAGGGUGUCAAGAGACUGGGAAGAGAGUAGUACGGACAUGAUGCGUGAUCAAGAGCCUGCAUUAAAGAGAAUGGCUACUGUGGAAGAGUCGAAGUUUGGCAAUGGAUUUGAUGUGUUAGAAUUUCAGGACCUCGGCAGUGAUUAUUUGGAUAGUUUGCUUUCGUCCUUGUGAUUUUUCAGGUGUCAAGAUAGAAAAUUGCUAUCAGAGAUUAUGUUGUAAUUUAAAUUUAUGGG
Messenger RNA from Manihot esculenta (cassava), 1015 nucleotides. Its product is annotated as ethylene-response factor C3. Bases 111 to 953 code for a protein of 280 amino acids. Gene Ontology annotation, molecular function: DNA binding; DNA-binding transcription factor activity. The record is from RefSeq and is a predicted model, not a curated record. Lineage: Eukaryota; Viridiplantae; Streptophyta; Magnoliopsida; Malpighiales; Euphorbiaceae. Gene Ontology annotation, biological process: ethylene-activated signaling pathway; regulation of DNA-templated transcription. The transcript has a single exon.